Messenger RNA from Didymodactylos carnosus, 1743 nucleotides. Lineage: Eukaryota; Metazoa; Rotifera; Eurotatoria; Philodinida; Philodinidae. The record is from the annotation of a GenBank genome assembly.
AUGGAAAUGAAACUAAAUGCUGAUGAAAAAUGCAUGAUUAUGCUGAAUCGUGACAUGAAGUUACAACAUAUUGUGUAUGCUAUAAUGUUGUACAAUCGUUUAUGUGAAUAUUUACCGGACAGAGCGUUGCACAUUACUGGAAUAAUAAAUAAAGAAUUUGGAACAUUUUAUUCUGGAAUUGAUGUUCGAUCGAUGUUUGAUGUGGUAUCAAGUAGACAAUCAUUAGGUUGGUUUUUUAAUAUUGGUAUUAAAAGUAUGCUUCGAAAGUAUCAAUUGUCAUGUGUUAAUUCAUUUGUAACUACUAUUGAAAUAUUGCCAUUUACAUCAGUGUGUGUUGGAUGCGGCGGUGUUUUAUCCAUCACACCAGACUUUUUUGUUAAUGUAUUUAAACUGGAUAUGGUUGUAAAAGGUGUUUUAUACUUCGAAUAUUGUAAAAAAUGCGGAUAUUCUCAUUAUCCUAAUUCAUAUUCAACAAUAAAACGACAACAUAUCGUUACCUGCGAUGCAUUUAAACAGACGCGAUACUUUUCUGUUGGUGGUAAAAACGUGUAUGAUGUGGCUUUAUUUAUACAUUUCACUCAUCAACUGAUUGUUUGUCGGGCGACGUUUCGCGGUUACACAAGCGCAUAUAACGCUACGAUCUAUGAUUUAUCAAUGAUGCAAGGUGAACGGACGUCGGCAGUACAACAAACUUUUCAACCUGUGGUUUUAGAUCGUCAAAAUUUUCAAUCGGCGUUUUUAGUUUUUGGUAUUUGUCAGUUUAAGUUUUUCAUGAACAAUUCCUGUACGAGUGAAAUUCCAUUUUCGUUAGAUAAAGUGGCGUUGAAACGAUGGUGUGAAGGCAUCAAGAAAGAAAUGUGGAAACUGUUUGUCAUUAUGUGGGGUAACCACAAAGAAACAAGAAAAUGUGGAUCGUCAACGUGUUCUUCUUGCUUUGUUGUCGAUGGACAACAAAAAAUUGACCGACCCAUCUGUCGAUUCAAAAAUGUUAUUAAAGAAAAUUGUGAAUUAGGUGAUGUGUUUGUGGGUUGUGGUGAAACAUCUAUAGCAGGAUCUCAUUUCUGCGAUACUCAUUCGUACAUUGAUGGUACAAGUACCGAAGCAGAUGGAAUGAUUUUAGAGGGAGAUAAUGAUUGCCUGGAUAAUCCUGUUUCUGAUUGUAACAUGUCACGUAUCGAACCAGAAACAAAUGGUAAACGACUGACGAGUUGCGGAGUGCUAGUAUUGUUUUUUCCAUGUGGAAUUAUUGGUCCUUUCACCGAGUUGUACCGAAGUGAAUCGGUACGUAGAUGCUUAUUAUUUUUAUUGGAGACAUUAUAUUUAGUCAAAUUGCUGAUGGGCAUGAUGUAUGAUAACGCGUGCAGUUUGAAAUUAUUCAUCGACAAACAUUUUUAUCAAGAUGAUCACUUCAAAAAAUCAAUUUUUUCUGACCAUAUCAGUCAACUACGUAUGGUAAUUGAUCGAUUUCAUCAAGUUAAUCAUACUCGGCACAUUUGCAAUACUAUCAUGCGCGCUGAACAUGAAAGUCACGGUACAAUGUUUCGUGGUGUAAACAGUGAAAUUGCAGAGCAGAUGUUUUCCUGGUUAAAGGGUUUGUCGACACCAUUGUCCGGUUACUCAAGUUUUAAGUCACAAGUCAUGUUAACAUUGUUAUUUCACUACAAAAACUGUCGAACAAUUAAUGUUUCAGCACAAGAAAUCAGUUUUGGAAGAAAUAUUAUCGAAAAAUAUUUAAACAAAUAA